Molecule: messenger RNA, 2258 nt
Organism: Diatraea saccharalis (sugarcane borer)
Lineage: Eukaryota; Metazoa; Arthropoda; Insecta; Lepidoptera; Crambidae
Source: the annotation of a GenBank genome assembly
AUGUACUAUGAUUCUGACGACUAUGUGUUCACGUAUAAUUCUGAUUACAUAGAAUAUCACACAGACAGCAGCGAAUUUGAUGAAACUGACUAUUAUAUGAUAUUAGGUGAUAACAGUUUGAGAAACAGAAAAAUGGAUUGUAUUGAGACUGAAAUGUACUAUUCAAGAAGUGAAGAAAACAAGUAUCUAUUAGAUAACCUUAGAAAAAUCGAUUAUCUAUGGCAAAAUGAAACUGAUAAAACCAGUCAGUCUACAUGUAAAGAUUGUGCUGUACAGGCAGAUCAAAAGUAUUCCUUCCCCAGUAAAAAGAGCGGAAAAUUUUGUGAUAAAAUAGAUGGAAAUAUUACCAAUAUUCAGGUCACACAAUCUAAAUUAGCAAUGAUGAGAGACAAAAUUAUACCAUGCUUGUCAAGCAUAUUCUGUCGUUCAAAUACUAAACGACUAGAAAAAAAAUCCCAUAAGAGUACAACAAAAGAUGAUUUUUGUCAAGUGUACUUUCUAAAUAAUAAGAAAAAACGUAAGAUGAAAGAACCAGGUCAGGAUUUCUCUGUCCAAUCCAAUUCUACUGACGACGAUGUAGAAAAAACCCCAGUACUGCUCAAACCACAUAAUUUACCUCUUCUUGAAAAUAAAUUGGACGAAUACUCAUUUGAUAGUUGUGAUUCACCAAUGAGUCUCGAGAUAGCAAAAACUAAAAUGAAGCAAGCCGUAGAAAAGGAAUUAAAGAAUUAUUAUUUAAAGAAACAGUACGUAAGACGUAAUAAAGAACAACAGGCACCCCCAAGAAAUAACUUUAAUCUUUACUCAACCACACAAACAACACAAGCCAAAUCUUUAAAAAAUCGGUUCGAUCAAUUUGGUUAUGAUGUAAUGCCAUCAAAUUCAUCUGUAUUUUGGGAAUAUCUUGUUGACAAGAUCAAUAAUAAAAAGCACAAGAACAACAACAACAGUCCAGGUGGUAUUUUAAAACCAUGUCAUUGUAUAAAUUCUCAGCAAUGUCCAAGUGUAGCUAAUCAAAAUACUCGUGCUCAGCCAGUAAAAGACUCCGGUACACAAAAUCAGAGCAGCGCAACUUGUCCAUGUAAAUCAUCACCUACUUCAAAUACACCAACAAAUACCAGUGACCCAAAAUUUAAACAAACGAAAAAGGAUAAUGCCAUUAAUACAAGUAAAAUUGAAUGCAAAUGCCAUUCGAAAGGAUCAGGAACAACACCUGCAUCUGCUUCCGGAAGUCCUCAGUCACCUGCUACCAGUGGAGAUGUUAACAGACCAUGUCAAGAGCCACAUGAUAAAAUUAAAGCAACUCUUCAAGAAAAGUAUAAAGGAGAAAUUUUAUGUAUACACAAUCCUCCAUGUAUUCUUAUUAAUGGUUGUCUAAAUUUACCACCAGUCAAAGCACAGAAUUCUCCGAUGGUCUGGCCGGUCACUCAGGAGACAAGUUAUGACCUUGAAUCUUAUAUCACCAAAAAUCCAAUUACUGACCAGGCAUGUCAAUAUCAAUCUUCUAAGAUGGAAUAUCAUCAAUAUGAUCUUCAAAUGAUUCCGAAGGAAAUGAAAGAGAAGAUAACACAAAGUAUUUGUAAUCAUGAUCCACCAUGCGAAUUCGUUCCUUCUUGCUAUAAGCCGAAUUUCGAUCUUAAAUUAAAUGAUUCUUGUAUUCAUGUACCAAAUUGUCCUAAAAUGCCAGAGUGUUUAUUGGAAGACAGUAUUUUUAAAGAAUGCGAUCAUCAGCCUAAGUGCCCUGAGCUAUAUGCUUGCCAACAAACUACUGACAAGAAAUAUUUAGAGACUUGCACUGAAAAUGUUGGGGCUCAAGUGAAGCCAUCAAGUAAGAUAGAAUGUCGACAUGAGAGGCCAUGUAUAAUGAUACCAAAGUGUUUGGGCAAGUUGAUGUGUGAAGGUUACGUGCCUUAUGAUGCCAUUCCUGACUGCGUUCACCAGCCCACUUGCGAAAUGAUUCCAGCUUGUUGCAGGAAGUCAGCUAAAAUGGUUUCUGUUUAUUGCCAAUAUCCAGCUCCCUGCCGCAUAGUCUGAGAGAUAAGAUCAAUACAUUUAACAUUUUUACAUUAAAUUGUGUGGUAUUUUUUCAAUGUUUCAUAAAUUACAUGUUUAUAGUCAAUAUUUAAAUUAUGUUUAUACUCGUAAUUACUUUGUUCCUUUUUAAGAUCUAGUAACAUUGUAUAUUUUGCUUGUGAUAAAAUUGUAAUAUAUUUUGUUAGUGACAUCAUAGUCUUAUCUGUCAGACUUUGGCUGUAUAU